ACGCUUUCUGUGCGAGUUUGGAGCAAAGAUGGCGUCCGUGCAGCUAACGGACGAGGAGCUUUUCUCUGAGUUAAAACGCCUCGGUUUCACUCCGGGUCCGGUUACGGAAAACACGCGACCGGUGUACUUAAAAAAGCUCAAAAAGUUACGCGAGGAGCAACAACAACGGUCCAGGGCCGUGAAAGGGAGAAACGGCAGCAGCGUCAACAACAACAGCAGCAGUAGCAGUAGCACGAGCGUCGGCGGUAAUAACGGCCACACAGCGACGGGAACCUCGGCGUUUCUGUCUCGGCCGAUGGCCGGUGCCGUGACCCACGUGAACGCGACUCGAAGCCCAGGCACUCGGCCGGUUUUGAACGAAAAGCGAGCAGACAGGAGUGGAAAGUUCGUUCUGGGGUUUAGCUCAGACGAGUCAGACGCGGAGGCGCCGCAGAAAAAAGGAGGCCUGAACCACAGCGGCGGCGGCGGCAGGAGAGACCGAGGCUCGAUAAGGCCUACACAAGAGACACCCACCGCCGGCGCACGCAGAAGUGCCGGGCUCGGUUUAAACAGUAGCACGAAAUCUCAUAUGGGGGUUUCAGAGAGCAGAAGAAGCGCCCUCGGGUCUCCGUGGAUGACAGACUUGGGGAAAUCAAGCUUCGUGGACGAUAAGGAUGACGGCGAACCGGACGACAUGAACAAGGAGACAGAGAGGACCAGUAGGACUCUGAACGGUAGUAAGGGUUCAUACAGCAGCAAACUCUCUGGGGAUUAUUCUGAUUCAGACGAAGAGGAAGAUGAAGAGGAGGAGGAACGGAGACGGGAGCGCCGUCUGACUUCCAGACGUUUUGUGUCUAAGUUCACUUCCACUCCGUACAAAAGCGUCUGGGAGUCGGAGCGCGUCCGGGAAAAGGGAAUCACCGACACCAAGUCCGGCGCUCUAGACCCUCACAAUGAGUGCAUGGAGGGAGACGGAGAAACAAGCGAGUUAACCGGGAGUUAUCUGAAAAAUUCCCGUUUCCACGGUGUGAACGGAGAGGAAAGCAGCAGCAAAAACGCCGGGGAGGCCGCGGUAAGCAGCGGGGUCCUUAACUUCGAGCUCAGACCCCGGGUUUCGGCUUACAGCAGCCUGGCCUCGACCUACGCCUUCAACCACUCGAACCACACCGGCUCCAAUCAUAACUAUAGCCAAAAAAGGAAGGCCACGGGGCAAGAAGACGAGCUGCUGGAGCAGUUUAAACGGGAUGAGGUGUCAGCCACCGGCGGCGUCAGCGCGCAUUACCUGUCCAUGUUCCUCCUGACCGCCGCCUGCCUCUUCUUCCUUCUGCUCGGCCUCAUGUACCUGCGUAUGCGGGGCUCCGGAGCCUCAGACGCAGUUACUGGCAGAAACCACCCAUUUGGUGCAGACUUUGAUAAAACAUAUACCCACACAGAGAAAGACACUAUUCUUAGUCUUCUACUCCAUCUGCACGAAUAUCUGGCCAAUACUGCAGGUGAACAUGACUGCAAAGAUCUCAACGAACAAUUAAACAGAAGUGUCUCCUUCUCUGAAGCCACCAAAUAUCUGAAGAAACAAAAUAAAAGCUAUGAAGCUUGGAUCGAAGUAGCCAUGGAGUGGCUCAUUAGAGCUGGAAACAUUUCUGGUAUAAGGUUGAUUGCAGAUGACCCUGUACAACUAGUGGCGGAUGUAUUCGACAUUACUCGUCUGGAGUCCACUCACCCUCGCAUGUCCUUCUUUUGCCGCUUUCGACGAGCCUUCUUCACUGUGAUCUACAGAGUGCUUCUCACCAUUGCUGGAAUUGGCAUUGUUUAUGGCGUACUACGUUACGUGAAGUACCGAUGGAGAAGAGAGGAGGAAGAAACCAGGCAGAUGUUUGACAUGGUGGAGAAAAUCAUAGAUGUCCUGAAGAGCCAUAAUGAUGCAUGUCAGGAGAAUAAGGACCUGCAGCCUUAUCUGCCCAUUUUUCACUUGCGGGACUCUCUCAUUCAGCCGCAUGAGAGGAAGAAGAUGGAGAAAGUGUGGAACAGGUCUGUGGCUUUCCUCUCUGCAAGUGAGUCUCGCAUUCGGACAGAAACGCAGAGGAUUGAGGGAGCUGAUUUGCAUGUGUGGCGGUGGAUACAGCCUCCUGUGUCUUGUGACAACAUGUGCAAUAUGUCUUCCAAACAAUGGCAGGGGAAAGCGUUUCCAUUGGAUCGAAGGAAUUCGCCACCAAACAGUUUAACGCCAUGUCUGAAAAUUCGCAACAUGUUUGACCCUGUAAUGGAGGUGGGGGAAAACUGGCAUCUUGCCAUUCAGGAAGCCAUUUUGGAGAAGUGCAGUGAUAACGAUGGGAUCGUCCACAUUGCUGUUGAUAAAAAUUCAAGAGAGGGCUGCGUUUAUGUGAAGUGCCUUUCAGCAGAGCACUCUGGGAAAGCUUUCAAGGCACUGCAUGGCUCUUGGUUUGAUGGAAAACUGGUGACUGUUAAGUACCUACGUCUUGACCGCUACCACCAGCGUUUCCCGCAAGCCUUGGGCUGUAACACACCUCUGAAGCCGUCCAGCUCCAGCAUGAACACCAUGGCCCGGCUACACCAGCGCUCCAACUCCUACAGCUUUCUGAGCUUCUCUUGAGCCCUAACCAUGUCUUAAAUUGCUUGCUCUCCCUUUUUUCUUUUCCUCUCCUUUUCCUUAAUGAGAGACUGCCCCUCUCUUGGAUCCCUCCUUGCAGUUGGAGCCAUGCUCAAGAGAUUUUUCCUCAUUGAAGACAUGGUAGUCUUUUGUAAGCAGGUCUAAAGUGACUGUUUGUUGCAACCCUGUCAGCUUAGGAGAUGGAGAUGAAGAGGGAGCAGUGCAGAGUGAACAUGUUGGGAGUUGUCAGAGCUUUGCUUAGGACAGCUAGUCAUGCAUAUCCCUCCUCUCAAACUUUGGUGCAAUGGACACAGUUAUCUAUAUUAUUCAUUUUCUUUUCUUUUUUUUUUUUUAAACAGUCUGGCUUUAUGGAUUAAACAAGGAAUUUGCUUCCAAUUUAUUCUAAUAUUUAGAUUUGAGGAUAUAUGAGCGAGAACUGAAGCUGCUGUCUGUGGUUUUACUUUUUUAUUAUUUCUUUUUUUCCUCCUCUCCUUGGUCAAAAGGAGUUCUGUUGGGCUAUACAUAGCUGCAUGUGCUGGUUCCAAUAUUCCUGUAUUUAUGCUUUAAAUUGUAUUAUAUAACGUGUAUGUUUAUUUCCCUGAAGACUUUUUAACUUUAUGCAUUUCCUUUCUUUGUAGUUUUUAGACCAAAACAAUGGCAUGCUCACACUCUAAAAGGGGUGCUGUAAAUAUUUGUUGAAUGGUGGUGGUUAAAGAUAUCUGUGUAAAGCUGCAGAUUGUCAUAAGCUCAUUCAUUUCUUGCCAACCAGUGAGUGAAAAGAUGUGUCAGAGGAGAUGCUGUGUUCACACUAUCACGCUAUACAAGCCGCUUGGUUUUGAGAUGUGUGUAGAGUAUUUGGCUCCUUGUGUAAUACCCCCACUUCAUGCAUUUCUCACCUCAGUCUUGCCAUUUUGAUUUUAUUCCAUUGUACUCUAAUGUAUUAUUAUUACUAUUAUUUUCUUUAUACUUUGAGUUCUGCAAGUUUUCCAUUUUCAUUCCAGUUGGUGCAGUUUGAUGGUUUUGACUUUUCCUCAUUCACAGACAUCCUCUGGCCACCAAAGUGAUUUAGUAAGCAGCUAAAGUUAAAGUUUUCCACAUGAUCAGGAUCAGCAAAUCUGGUCAGGUGUUGAAGUUUCUCCACACUUCUUUGCCCAUUUUGUAUUGUAGUCUUGUGAAAGAGGGACAGAUAAGCCAUGCUGAUCUUCACAAAGCAUGUCAUGUUUUGUUUAAAUAUGGUGGGGGUUCAUUUGAGAAUAAUAAAGUGUAAGUUUGUAAGAAAUAUUGUCCCCAAUUAAUUAUCAAGGGUCAGAGUAACUCCUGCAGCACAUAUAAAGCUUGGCUGUAUCAAAUUUGCAGCAAGUGGUUUAUUUGACUAGUUUGAUGGAUUUGGCAACUCCAUCUCUUGUUUCUCCAUUACUUUUUUCCCCCUUCAUUAUUAUUUCUAUGAGAAAAGCAUUGCAGAUGGAGUGGAGUAUUUGCAGCAAGAUGUAUAAACAGAGCACAAAAACAGUGCACUGUUCUCUGCAGCAAAUAACCAAAUUGUGCCUUAAUUUUGUGCUGUUUUAGGGACUGGCGCUGCAUUAAGUGGGAAUGCCUUUAAAAAAUGUUUUUUUUAAAAAUUUAUUUUACAAAUUUGACUCCACGUGUUUAAAGAGCAGAUUGUGAACAUUCUAUAUUAAAACUCCUGAAUAUUUUGUUUUUAGAAAAGUGACUGACAUGAGAGAUGUCUAGUCAAAUUUGCCAUCAUGGGUGCAGUUAAUAUAAAGUGCUCAUGAACUAGGUCAUCAACAUUACAUUCUAUAAUCUCUCCCCGUGAAUGCCCAUUUUUGUUUUCUGUUUUUAAGUACAGGGUUUGACCCAUUUUGACUUACCAUUCAUCUUCUCAGAACUGACGUGUGAGAAAUAAAAAUGCAGACACAAGUUGUUACUGUACUUGCACUCAGUGUAAUUUGCUUUGCGUCCAUAGCCCAGUAUUGCUCGUUUACCUGUCACCCCUUUAAGACUUUUUCCUUUUUGUAAAUUAUGUGACCGUAAACUUUGUUUGGUGUGGCACGAAUUGAAAUGGUGCCUGACUUGCAUCUUCAUUAUUGUUUCUUUUUUCCUCCUCUAUGAUGUCCGUACUGUACACUGUACAUUUUUAUCUGUACAAAGUAAUAUUAUGCAGCAGCAGACUCAGCACAUUGUAUGGUUUUGACCAAGAUCCCUGACCUGCAAGCCAGGGGGGAAGUGAACAAUAAUCCAGGCUUUUUAAAGCUUCAAAUUGUUUUAAUGUUACUUGUCAAUUGUUAAACCUGCUCUAAUUAAAGGUUUAUUAGGGGUUUUUAAUUUGAA
Messenger RNA from Tachysurus fulvidraco (yellow catfish), 4918 nucleotides. It is a transcript of the gene lemd3, whose product is annotated as LEM domain containing 3. The transcript is spliced from 13 exons. The coding region runs from base 29 to 2590 and encodes 853 amino acids. Gene Ontology annotation, biological process: nuclear envelope organization; negative regulation of BMP signaling pathway. Lineage: Eukaryota; Metazoa; Chordata; Actinopteri; Siluriformes; Bagridae. Gene Ontology annotation, molecular function: chromatin DNA binding. Gene Ontology annotation, cellular component: nuclear inner membrane. The record is from RefSeq and is a predicted model, not a curated record.